Molecule: messenger RNA, 255 nt
Organism: Rotaria socialis
Lineage: Eukaryota; Metazoa; Rotifera; Eurotatoria; Philodinida; Philodinidae
Source: the annotation of a GenBank genome assembly
AUGAUAAUGAUGUUUUUUUUUAUUUUGAAUUAUCAACAAGAACGACAAAUAUGUCAUACAAAUAACUAUGAACUAUUAAUUGGACCAUGGUUUGAUUCUUUUAUUAAGCAAUCUAACAGUUAUGAUUCAAUAACCAAGAAAUCAAAAUUAUCUAAAGUCACAUCGAAGAAGUUGCAAAUGAAAUAUUUAUAUAACAACACUAUGCUAUUUCUACAUGGAAUAAAUGCUAGCAACGCAAAUUUUCAAUGUAUCUAA